Molecule: messenger RNA, 1158 nt
Organism: Paecilomyces variotii
Lineage: Eukaryota; Fungi; Ascomycota; Eurotiomycetes; Eurotiales; Thermoascaceae
Product: putative mitochondrial large ribosomal subunit protein L16
Exons: 3
Coding region: 203-883 (226 amino acids)
Biological process (GO): mitochondrial translation
Cellular component (GO): mitochondrial large ribosomal subunit; ribosome
Molecular function (GO): rRNA binding; structural constituent of ribosome
Source: RefSeq, a predicted model, not a curated record
CACGUCCCGUCGCGGGGAGACGCGCUAAAGCGUGAUCCAAUAUGUCUGCUGACAUAACACAGACCUCUGUGGCACGUGCAUCCAACUUCGCCAAUUCGGGACAGAAGAUCUCCGGUCUCGAGUAUCGGAGAGCGUCAAAAGACCGGGGUUCCAGAUUUCAAGCAUCAACCAUCUUCAACCAGGAUCUGGUCAGUCCGUCACAAUGGGUCCUCAGUUGAAGAUGUUCCGAGGCCCCCAAUUGGCCUUCCUCCGGCCAUCCUGCCUUUCUCUUCCGUUGUCGAGAUGUUUCUCGACCACAUCACCCGCCCUGGACUGGCUGGCCCCAAAGUUCAUGGAAAAAUCUAAGUCUCCAAAGGGUCGCCCGCAUGUCCCAACCGGAGGAUCAUACCGAGGAACAACAGUCGUUUGGGGUGAUUAUGGCCUGCGAAUGAAGGACCACGACCGACGUGUGUCUGCGGCGCAAUUGAAAAUUGGGGAGGAGACCAUCCGUCGAAGGCUGAGAGGAAUGAAUUACGAACUUUACAAGCGCGUGAGCGCCAACAUUGGUGUCUACACAUCCGGAAAUGAGAUGCGUAUGGGUAAGGGAAAGGGAAAGUUCGACUACUGGGCCGUCAGGCUUCCUGUGAGCAGGAUUGUUUUUGAGCUGAGGGGUGACAUUCACGAGAAGAUCGCCAGGGAGGCCUUCCGACUGGCAGCUCACAAGCUUCCUGGACUCUGGGAAUUUGUGAAGAAGGGUGACCCUCCAGUUGUUGGAUUGACGAAGCUCCAAAACGGAGUUACAUUGGAGAGCCUCAAGCGCCCGAGGAGAGAAGUGCCGCUCGGCAUGGAGAAGUCAGCACCGAAAUCGGUUUCGUCCAGCACCUCCCCUACGAGCACUUCAUAGGCUAUAUAUCCUAUCGCGAUGCUGCUUCAUACCUCCUUUAAAUGCACUUUUCCAACAUCUAUGCACCGACACCUGAACCAGGCCCAUACCUCUGUGCUCGCCUGCUUUUCCUCGCCUCCUCAUCAUCUUCUGGCGCCCGUGGUUUCAGAUCUUGUGUACACUACCGUCAGCUUUUUUCUUCGUUUCUUUCUCAACUGAAGGAUGUGUUUGUAUAUGGGAAUAAAUGAAAGAAUAGGACAAUAAAUACAAUACCUUUAUCAGCCUCUCCCGAUACG